CACGCUGCAGCUAAAAGUCUCGCGCUACUGCCCAGCCUCGGACAGAACUAAAGCGCGCGCGCUCUGGGGACCGUUAUGGUUUUAUAAAGAUCCACAGAGGAGCCGCACGAGCUGUUCACUUCCGGCAGGGCGGCACGGUGGUGUAGUGGUCAGCACUGGUUGCACCAGGUCGUUUUCUCAUAAACAAACCAGCGCUGACGUAGGAUUCAGAGGGAGGAGUCCCGCAGAUGACGUCACGAAAAUCAAUGUUUCCCGGGAAAUCCAAACGGAUGCCAGAUAAAAGAAAUAUGGGUGGGGUGAAAGGAGCCUGUGGGGCUACAGUGAGCUUCCACAACAUCCACUACACUGUCAGCAGCAGGACUGGGAUACUCUGCAAACAGAAGAAGAUCAAAAAAAACAUCCUCAUUGACCUCAAUGGAAUUAUGAAGCCUGGAAUGAAUGCCAUAUUAGGAGCCACAGGGAGCGGAAAAUCCUCUUUUUUGGAUGUGCUGGCAGCAAGGAAAGAUCCAAAAGGACUGACUGGAGAGGUGCUGAUAGACGGCGCACCACAGCCUCCCAACUUUAAAUGCCUGUCUGGAUAUGUAGUACAAGAUGAUGUGGUGAUGGGAACGUUAACGGUGAGGGAGAAUCUGCGCUUCUCAGCAGCGUUGAGGCUUCCAAUGUCUAUCAGUCAGAAGGAGAAGGAGGAGAAAGUGUCGCGACUCCUCGACGAGCUCGGGCUGACUAAAGUAGCUGACUCACGGGUGGGCACGCAGCUGAUUCGUGGCAUUUCAGGAGGUGAGAGAAAGAGGACCAAUAUUGGCAUGGAACUUAUUAUCGAUCCAUCUGUCCUCUUCCUGGACGAGCCAACGACCGGACUGGAUGCUAGCACGGCUAACUCUGUACUGGCCCUGCUGAAGAGGAUGUCAAAUCAUGGUCGGACCAUCAUCCUGUCUAUCCACCAGCCGCGUUAUUCCAUUUACCGGCUUUUCGACACACUCACCCUGCUGGUGGCAGGCAGACAGGUUUACCACGGGCCUGCUCAGAGCGCACUGGACUACUUCAGCGACAUCGGCUUCACCUGUGAACCCCAUAACAACCCCGCUGACUUCUUCCUGGAUGUCAUUAAUGGAGAUUAUACUGCACUGUCUUCAGACAAUCUAAAGGAUAAUGAAGAGCUGGAUCAAAAGCAAUAUGCAGUGAACCGUCAGAGCAUUGAGGAUCGUCUGGUGCAGGAGUACAAGCAGUGGUCAUACUACAAGCAGACCAAAGACGAGCUGGAGCAGAUCACGCAGGGACGCAAGUACGGCAACUCGCCCAAAUCACGCACCAUCACCUACAGCACGUCCUUCUGCCACCAGUUCAAAUGGGUGCUGAAGAGGACGUUCCGCAACCUGAUGCUCAACCCACAGACCUCCAUCGCUCAGAUCGGUGUGACAGUUUUUUUGGCUCUGGUUGUUGGUGCCAUCUUUUUCAACGUAUCCAGCAAUAAAAGUGGAAUCCAGAACAGGAUGGGUGCCUUGUUCUUCAUAACCACCAACCAGUGUUUUGGCUCGCUGUCUUCCGCUGAACUCUUCAUUACAGAACGCAAGCUCUUCCUACACGAGUAUGUUAGCGGUUAUUACAGAGUGUCUGUGUACUUCCUGUGUAAGCUGCUCUCGGAUAUUCUCACACUGCGCACCUUUCCAGCCAUCAUCUUCAGCGUGGUGGCCUACUGGCUGAUCGGGUUCAAAGGGGCUGUUGGGCCAUUUUUCUUCUUCAUGUUGACCGUCGCCAUGACCGCAUACACGGCGACAUCCAUGGUGAUGGCCAUCUCUGCUGACCAGAACGUGGUGGCCGUUGCCAACAUCUACAUGACCAUCACCUUCGUGUUCAUGAUGAUUUUCUCAGGAUUGUUGGUGAAUCUGCCGAGCAUUGCUGCCUGGCUGAACUGGAUAAAAUACUUCAGCAUUCCCCGCUAUGGCCUUAGUGGUCUCCUGGUGAAUGAGUUUUUUGGGCUGGAAUUCUGUGAACCUCCUUUGAUUCCGAUUCCUGGCAUCCCUAAUUGUACGACUGGAGAGGAGUUCCUGAUGGAGCAGGGCAUCGAUUACUCCACCUGGGGCAUGUGGCAGAAUAUCGUGGCUCUGGGCUGCAUGACCAUCAUAUUCCUGACCAUCGCAUACCUGAAACUGUGCUUCAUCAAGAAAUUUACAUAGACACACACAGGCUGCUUUUCCAAAAUUGAUACUGGCCUUUGAGUCACACUUGAGUGGUUAGAUGAGAACCAGAGAAAAUGGAGAAUGACGCACACCUUUACCUCCCUUUUACAGCAUUUAGUGCUCAUCCUACUUCCUGCUCCGCCCCCCAAGACCACCUUCUCUUCCUGCACAUCAUUUCCUUAUUUAUCAACAUUUGCUUAAUCACAUCCCAUUUUGACCACAUUUCAUAACUAUGCAACUUUUCAGCUUUUUUUUUUUUAAAUUCUUGUUAAUUCUUGUUUUUGUCCUGAAUAUCGUAUACACACACGUAUGAAUACUGCACUUUUGUAUAGUUUUGUUCAUAUAAUUGAUUUAAUCCAACUCAAAGCCGCCUCUGAUGACUAAAGCACUCUUACAGAGCUUCAAUCCAGGGGUGUUUUGUGAAUUGCUUGACAUUUUAUGUGAAGACACCCUUAUGGCUGGUAUCAGUGUAAUAAAAUUUUUGUUAAUGAUUGUAAUACUUUUUUUUUUUUUUGGAACAUGCAGUGUAGUAAUACAGUCCCCCUGCCCUCGACACACUGCCUUUAGCUCAUCCAGGUCUUUAUAAGUACAAUAUAUUAUAGUAAAAAUUUUACAGCACAGAAAAUGUCAACCUGUCAAAGACGUGCACAGUAUUGGGGGGGGGGUUGUUUGCUGUUGAAUGAAUUAUUUUGGAUUUUUUUUUUCUUUUUUUUGUGUGCGCAACAGCUCCACCAAUAAAAAAAAGUACACUGUUUUGGACCGAAAAGUCUUGAUUAGAGUUCAGUUUUUAUUAUCAAGGUCACUGAUGUAAAAACAGACAAG
Molecule: messenger RNA, 2999 nt
Organism: Neoarius graeffei (lesser salmon catfish)
Lineage: Eukaryota; Metazoa; Chordata; Actinopteri; Siluriformes; Ariidae
Gene: abcg2a
Product: ATP-binding cassette, sub-family G (WHITE), member 2a
Exons: 17
Coding region: 228-2174 (648 amino acids)
Cellular component (GO): plasma membrane
Molecular function (GO): ATP binding; ATP hydrolysis activity; ABC-type transporter activity
Source: RefSeq, a predicted model, not a curated record